AUGGUCGUUGAAAAGGGUAUCUUUGGAUUGCGAAGCGAGCCCACUUUUUCGGUUGGACCAGCUCCCUUGACACCGUUGGUAUUCGCCUACUUUGACCAACCAGCGCUUUCCAUUGCUAUCAUGAAGAUUUCUGCCGUUGCUCUCCUCGCCAUCCUCGGUUACGCCUCUGCUGGUGCUCCGCAACUAUCGAUAUCGGUACGUGACGGAAACUUUGCCGGUCUCGACGGUCUCGAACCGACGGUUGCUUGGGAGAACUCUCAACAAGCCGGAGACCUCGACGUCUCGUACGGAAUCAAGGCUUCGGCUCAGCCCACUACCGACCUCGCGUCGCUUCCUCGUUCCAUCUGGGGCAAGGCUUCGACGGAUGUUUCCGGAUGGGGCGUCUCCGCUCGUGCCGAAGUCGAUGGGCAGGACUUUACCAACGCCAACGUUGAGCUGGACGCAAACAAUGCGGGCGCCGACUUGAACAUCCAUUUGGUUGCCAAUGCCGGCAGUGCCUUUAGCGUGCGUUCGGCCGAAGUUACCAAGGGAUUCGACGCCAAUGGCGCUCGUGUUACGGUCACACCUCGCCUGAACCUCGAAGACAACGACCGCGACGUUGUCAUCAACUACAACAACGACAAGACCAACGUCAAGCUCACCGCUUCCGCCGACAACCAGGAAGUCACGAUCUCGCAACAAGUGGACGGCGACAACCGCAUCGCCCCGACCCUCAAGAGCAAUGGUGAUAUUUCGGUCGAAUGGGAACGGCGUUUAUCUGACGACAGCAGCUUGACGGCGACUCUCAUGCCCAACGACAACCUAAAUGUCGAAUGGCGUGAUGCGGCCUGGACUGCGAACGUCAACAUGCCCAUUGACGGUACCAACAUCAACGGGGCUAACGUCAGCAUCAAGCGCGACGUUAGUUUCUAAGAGCAUACUCCUGGUCUGCUAUUCGGACGUUUCAAGAUUCCUCGUGUCGCUAGUCUUUCAAAUCAUUAACAACAACCAUCAUAGUUUCCACUUCAACCGCAGCUACAGUCUGCCUUGCAUCGGUCACUGUAGGGCCGUUUCCCCGCACUCUUUCAUUCCAUGUAAUUACCAAAAAUAAAGUAUGUCAAUCUUGAUGAGAUUAAAACAAGUUCUAUGCGC
Phaeodactylum tricornutum CCAP 1055/1 is the source of this 1131-nucleotide messenger RNA. RefSeq lists its product with no specific name. The transcript is spliced from 3 exons. Bases 1 to 912 code for a protein of 303 amino acids. The record is from RefSeq and is a predicted model, not a curated record. Lineage: Eukaryota; Bacillariophyta; Bacillariophyceae; Surirellales; Neidiaceae.